Pistacia vera is the source of this 2148-nucleotide messenger RNA. RefSeq lists its product as uncharacterized. The transcript has a single exon. The record is from RefSeq and is a predicted model, not a curated record. Lineage: Eukaryota; Viridiplantae; Streptophyta; Magnoliopsida; Sapindales; Anacardiaceae. Bases 1 to 2148 code for a protein of 715 amino acids.
AUGGUACAAAUCAUCCUCGUAGUAUUUGGCACACGGCGAAAACGCGAUCCAAGGAUUCUGAUCAAGUUUGCUGUUUGGUCAGCAUACUUGUCAGCAGAUUGGGUGGCAACUGUUGCCCUGGGCAACCUGGCAAGCAUCCAAGAAGACAAUAACAAUAAUGUCACUAAAGCAAAUAACAUACUCCAAGCAUUUUGGGCGCCGUUUCUGCUCAUAAACCUCGGUGGUCCAGAUAGUAUCACGGCUUACUCUUUAGAAGACAAUGAGUUGUGGUCAAGGCACUUUCUCAGUCUUGUUGUUCAAGUUGGAGUUGCAGUUUACGUCUCCUUCCGGUCUUGGAGCUUUACAGCCCUUACAUUUUUAUCCAUUCCGGUAUUCGUUACUGGAAUUGUCAAGUAUGGAGAAAGGACUUAUGCGCUCAGGUCUGCAAGCUCCCAGCAGUUUAAGGAGGCCUUGCUUUCUGCUAAUCCAAUUGCAGAAAAUGCUUUGAUGAGAAUGGAAACCGAAGGUUUCGAGAGAAAAAUACAGAUCGAGAAUAUCCGGAAGUUCCGAGCCGGACAUUCAGAAAGAAAAGAACUUCAGCAUUAUCUUGACGCUCAUUUUUUGUUCAAGAGAUUGGAGUAUCUCUUCUCAAACUUACUUCUCGGCCUCAGUGAACGGGCGGAUUGCUACAACAUCAUUCACAGCAAGUCAGCUAGAGAUGCCUUCACGUUGGUGGCAAUUGAGCUCGGUUUUAUGUAUGAUGUGCUGUACACAAAGGCCUCCUUUGUUUAUUCUCGAUUGGGGAUUCUUCUCCGCUGCAUCAGUUUCCUUUCUUGUCUUGCUGCAUUCAUUCUCUUCAGAAUUUUGAUUGAUUUGCGUGAUUAUCCUGAUCUAAAUGACGUCUCGAUUACUUACACUCUUCUGGCCGGGGUUGUUUUUCUUGAGCUUUACUCGUCUGUUAAACUUGUUUUCUCUGAUUGGACAAAACUCUGGCUGAUCAAGAACCAAAAACCACUCACUAAGCGAAUUCUUGAGGCUAUCUUUUAUAUUGAAUCACGUUUGAUCCAUCGAAAGGCGUGGACUGAAUCACAGGCACAGGAGUUACUUCCGAUCAAUACAAAGAGAUCGUCUGAAUCCACAGCACAGGAGUCAGUUUUGAUCUAUCGAAAGAGGUGGUCGGAAUCCAUGGCACAGUACAACUUGAUAAGUUUUUGCCUUAAAGAGAUGCAAGCAAAAGGCCUGUUUGCUGAUUUUCAGAAAUUGCCUUACAUCAGACAAUUUUUUCAAGAGUACAACCAUUUGAAUUGGGAAAAGAUCGAUGAUGAUUUGCGAGAAGCAAUCUUCGGGCAGAUAAAAGAAAAGGCUGAAAAAAUGAAAGACAGCUAUACUAUAAAUUCCUGCAAGGAAUUUUUGGCUCAGAGAGGUGAUUACGUGCUUGAAGAAAAGUAUGAGCUUGAAGAAUUCAAGUGGAGCACAGUUGAUUUAGAUUUUGAUCACAGCCUUCUGAUUUGGCAUAUUGCUACUACUGUUUGUUACGAAGUUGACUUUCCUGAGAAACCUGCAGAACCUCAGAAAUCUGGAGGUGCUGAGAAACCUGGAGAUGCUGAGGGAAGUAGAGAAGCUCAGAAACCUGCAGAUCCUCAGAAAUCUGGAGGUGCUGAGAAACCUGGAGAUGCAAAGGAAGGUCACCAAGUGGGCAAAAUUAGCAAAUGCUUAUCAAAUUACAUGAUGUAUCUUCUAGUCUUAUGUCCAUUUAUGAUGCCGAAAGGGAUUGGUGAGAUAAGAUAUAGAGAUACAUGUGCCCAUGUGAAGCAAUUUUUCGAAAAAGACAAUCAGAAAGAGAGUGCCUCCAUGGAUGUUAUUAGCAGAAAGUUGCUUGAAAUGGUGUAUAGAAGGUCCAUAAGUCAAUCGGUGCUAUCUGAUGGAUGCAAGCUAGCUAAAAAAUUGAAUUCGUUGGAAUCUGAAAAACAUUGGAAAUGUGAAGAUAAAUGGAGGAUGAUAAGUGAAGUGUGGAUUGAAAUGUUAACAUAUGCUGCAAAUAGCUGUGGAUGGAAAGAUCAUGCUCAACAGCUUUGGAAAGGAGGAGAGUUGGUCACUCAUGUUUGGCUUCUCAUGGCUCAUUUGGGUUUAAGUGAACAAUACAAUGAAAAGGAAAGAUUCAUGGUAUAA